AAAAUAUAAAGAGGCCACAUGAUGUGAGUAAUUUCCUAAUGUUGAAACAAAAUUCUUAGAAAGAACAGGACAAGAGAAGAAACAAAUAGAAAUUUGAUAAAAGCAAAAAGAUAAUUGUCAAAGCCAAAGAGACUGAAAAAGAGCAGAUGGUAUCAAAAAACAAUGUUGAAUCAGCCAGUGCCAAUCAGAAUGGCAUCAACAGUGAAAAUGCCAGAAAUAUCAAUAGUCAAUCACUAGAAUACAGAUGUUGCAACACGAGACCUGCUAUUCUGCAAUGCAUCAACAAUAUCAAAUGGGUUGUAUUUUUCUUCUGUCUGGCACACUGCCUACAAAAUGCAACAAAUGGAUUGCUUGGUGUCACUAUUUCAACUCUUCAAAAGAGAUUUGGUUUUUCUAGUCUUGAAUGUUCCAUCUUAGCAAGUGCCUACGAGAUGGGACAGGUGCCAGCUGUAAUUUGUAUCAUCUUAUUCGGACAGAGAUUGCACCGUCCACUAGCCAUAGGAUGUGGCAUGUUGUUGGUGGCCCUCGGGUGCUUCCUGCAGUUUCUUCCACAAUUUUUUACAACACCAUAUCUACCAAUGCAACAGAUAGAAAGCGAACCUCAUUUUCUCAGUUCCAACCUAUCAGAAACUGGCAGAGGAGGUUUGUGCUCAUCAGAAGAACAACCAUCCGACGAGGAUUGCCAGCGGGACACCAACGAAUACAAGGGGUUCCUUUUCAUGUUCCUGAUUGGAAGAUUUCUUGUUGGAGUUGGAUCAACUCCGAUUGUAACUGUUGGUCUGACUUACAUCAAUGACUGCACCACUAAGGAACAGUUCGCUUUAUUUUCUGGCAUCUUCAAUUCGAUGAGCAUCGUUGGACCGGCUGCUGGAGUUUUGUGCGCCAGUCUCAUGCUCGGCCAGUUCGUCGAUUUCUACAGGGUCGACUCCGAUGUGGCCAGUCUUGGGAUCACUAGUGACGAUGCGAGGUGGAUUGGCAACUGGUGGAUGAGUUACUUGUUUCUCAUGUUUUUCUGCCUCUUCUGCGCCAUUCCAACCUUGGGAUACGCUAACGAUCUUCCUGGAGCACAGGAAAUACGCAAAAGUCGCGUGUCGGAGGCCCACACGACAAGCAAGCCAUCUAAGUCUGCAACUGACCCUUACUCAAAAGGAAAGGUCGAUGAAGAGGAAAAAUCCUUGAGAAUCGUCUUGAGUUUGCUCUGCAAUCCAACAUUCCUGCUCGUCUGCGUCUUCAACUUCUGUGACAUGUUCUUCGUUGUGGGGUUCAAUGCUUUUGGUCCGAAGAUCUUUGAGAAUUUUUUUCACAUGCAACCAAGUUUUGCUGGUCUCUUGUUUGGUGCCGUUCUCUUGCCUUCCGGAGCAAUAGGGACGAUACUCGGUGGCUUCCUCAUCAGCCACUUCAAGAUGACGUCGAGGAUGAUGAUAAGAGUGCAGCUCGUUCUUUCCGCCGUCGUCGUCGUCACCUUACCAAUUGUGCUGGUCAACUGCUCAAACAUAUCAUUCGCCGGAGUCACCAGGCCACUCAUGUCCAGUGACGACAAUAUACAGAUGACAGGAGAAUGUAACAGAGAUUGCCACUGCGAGGGCAUCAACUUCCAACCUGUGUGCAGUCAGUCGCAGGUUCAGUACUUCUCUCCGUGUCAUGCUGGCUGUUCCAGCAAAAUACACAAUCCCGAAACAAAUAUAUACGAGUACCACAAGUGCGCCUGCAUCAGUGAAAGUGUUGGUAACUAUUUGAACACUAGCAGCAGUUACAACUUGACCAACAAACAAGAAGGCACUUCCGACAACAUCUCUGCCUUAGUAGACAUUGAGGCAUUCGGCAAAUCGUGUGACCUGCAUAUAUGUAGCAAGGCAUUCAUUUUCAUGCCCAUCUUUGCAGUGACCGUUUGCAUCGUCUUCAUCUGCUUCACCAUGAAUACCGCCAUCAUGUUCAGGUUAGUGACUGCUAUGGCUGCUAAUGCUGUCCAUAAUAAGCUAAUCAUGCUGCUCCUGGUUAACUAUUUUACAGUUCAAUUUGUAAAUUUAAUGGGGAAAAAAUUUGCAAAUUGUAAAGAACACAGAAGAUGAAAUCUGCCGAUAGAAUUAAAUUACAAACGUGCAUAUGCAAUGCAUAUGCACUAUUUCAAAGAAUUUCAAGGAAUCAACAAAGUAGAUUAAAGACACGGUAUAUAUAUAUUUGAGCAUCUGGGCACAUACACAACAUAUAAUACCGGAAAAAAGUUUUUUUGUUCUAUCAUACAUAAAAGAAACAAAAAUUUUGGUUUUGAACUAAAGAAACUUGAAAAUAAUUUGCGAUCAAGGUUAGAAAAAAUGAAAAGUUAAAUUAGAAGUGAAGUUAACUAACGCCGAACAUGCUGUGAUUUUCAGCAAUAAUAAUUGCAUUUCUGUCGUUGUCAAGUUUCAAUAAAAUUGUUGAACUGUUGAAUAUUU
Messenger RNA from Helobdella robusta, 2432 nucleotides. RefSeq lists its product as hypothetical. Gene Ontology annotation, cellular component: membrane. The transcript is spliced from 12 exons. Gene Ontology annotation, molecular function: protein binding. The coding region runs from base 147 to 2069 and encodes 640 amino acids. Gene Ontology annotation, biological process: sodium-independent organic anion transport; transmembrane transport. The record is from RefSeq and is a predicted model, not a curated record. NCBI's taxonomy places the organism in Eukaryota, Metazoa, Annelida, Clitellata, Rhynchobdellida, Glossiphoniidae.